Messenger RNA from Helobdella robusta, 408 nucleotides. RefSeq lists its product as hypothetical. The record is from RefSeq and is a predicted model, not a curated record. The coding region runs from base 1 to 408 and encodes 135 amino acids. The transcript has 4 exons. Lineage: Eukaryota; Metazoa; Annelida; Clitellata; Rhynchobdellida; Glossiphoniidae.
AUGAUCAGAGGAAAAGCAAAGGAAAAGUCAAGAGCAAGAAGAAGAAAAGAAAAAUUUUGUCACUGCGGGGUAGAUGCAGACGUUCAAUUGGACGAAACUGUUUGCUUAAAUUUUUACAGGGUCUUUUCAGCUCUAUUGAACAAGCCAAGUUACUUAGGUUGUUUCAGCAGUGACGCAAUUGAACCGAGAGCACUGUCGAGAUUGGAGGCCGAUGUCACAAAUUCACCAUUCAGAUCGUGCUUCCUAUAUUGCAAUGCUUACCAGCUCUACGGCCGCAUGACAUGUAAUCAACAUCUGACUGCGUAUAGAUCAUUUCCGGCUUUUGCACUGAUGACCUUCGAACCUGGUCCCCGCGUAGUAGCAACAUGUAAUAUGGCACUGGAACCAUCUUGCAUAGUCUGUCCAUAG